Manis javanica (Malayan pangolin) is the source of this 1601-nucleotide messenger RNA. It is a transcript of the gene GDF3, whose product is annotated as growth differentiation factor 3. Lineage: Eukaryota; Metazoa; Chordata; Mammalia; Pholidota; Manidae. Gene Ontology annotation, molecular function: cytokine activity; growth factor activity. The record is from RefSeq and is a predicted model, not a curated record. Gene Ontology annotation, cellular component: extracellular region.
CAGCCUCUUGAAAUGCAGGUGGAGGGCCUCAGCUCUGGUACCAACCCCAUCCCCUCUACCAGGAGAACAGGGCAGGAAGGCUUAACAAUAAUGGGCCAGGAUGAUCGAUUAUUCACUCAUUGAACAAAUACCUACUGAGCAGCCGCUAUGAUCUCUCCAGGCAAGACGUUCAAAUCAGGGAAACAGAACAGAUCUGAGUAUUUUUAUGCAAAGGUUGAUGGCAGUCACGUAGAAACAUGAGAAGUUAAGGAAUAGGAGAAGAGGAGAGAGCAAGGGAAAAGAAAAAAAAGUCUGUGUCUUUCACAUCCAAUUGCCUUUGAGGAGCUGGGAAGAGAGCAAUUCACACCUGAUUAUCUCACAUCAGAUAAAUUAGCCGCAUUGGAAUUGCUGGGCAGUCAGGAGCUAGAGCUCCCUGCAGCCUGCCUAGCCAGACUGGGGCAGCUCAGAGGCCAUGAUUCCCUCCCUGCCAGUCUUGGCUCUGGGCCUGUUAAUCCUGGCUUGGGGCCAGACAUUCCAGUUCCAGGACUCUGUCUUCAUCCAGUUUCUGGGUUUGGACAAGGUGCCUUCACCCCAGAAGUUCCAACCUGUGCCUUAUAUCAUGAGGAAAAUUUUCCAGUAUCGAGAGGCAGCAGCAGCCGCUGGGGAAUCCCAAGACUCAUGCUACGUAAAGGAUCUGGGUGUCCGUGGGAAUGUACUCCGACUUCUCCCAGAUCAAGGUGUCUUUCUUUACUCCAAGCAACCCUCCCAAGCCUCCUGUUGCCUGGAGAAGCUCCUCUACUUUAACCUGUCAACUACUAAAGAUAAGGAGCAGUUAACAAUGGCCCAGCUGGGCCUGGACUUGGGGCCCAGCACUUACUAUAACCCGGGACCAGACCUGGAGCUGGCUCUGUCCCUGGUUCGGGAGCCUCCUGGGUGGGGCAGGUCCUUCCCUAAGCCAGGUAAAGUGUUUGUACUGCAGACCGUACCAUGGCCUCAAGGCGUCCUUCACUUCAACUUGCUGCAUGUGGCUAAGGACUGGAACGACAACCCCCAGAAGAACUCGGGUUUGUUCCUGGAGAUACGGGUCAAAGGAGACAGAGACCCCGGGGUGGACUCUCAGCUCAAGGACACCUGUGCCAGACUGCGGCGCUCCCUCCAUGCUUCCCUGCUGUUGGUGACUCUCAGCCCUGAGCAGUGCGGCCCUUCCUCCCGAAAAAGGAGGGCAGCCAUCCCCGCCCCUCAGGCCCCUUGCAAGAACCUCUGCCAUCGUCAUCAGCUCUUCAUCAGCUUCCAGGACCUGGGCUGGCACAAGUGGAUCAUUGCUCCCAGGGGGUUCAUGGCAAAUUAUUGCCAUGGAGAGUGUCCUUUCUCACUGACCACCUCCCUCAACAGCUCCAAUUAUGCUUUCAUGCAAGCGCUAAUGCAAGCAGUUGACCCAGAGAUCCCCCAGGCUGUCUGUAUCCCCAUCAAGCUGUCCCCAAUUUCCAUGCUCUAUCAGGACAACAAUGACAAUGUCAUUUUACGACAUUAUGAAGACAUGGUAGUUGAUGAAUGUGGGUGUGGGUAGGCUGUCAGAAAAAGAAACAGGAGUAUUCUUCAGGUAACUCUAAUAAAACUACCUA